AUGCAUAAAAUGGCGGACUAUUCAACCAACCAUAAUAAUGUCGCAAACAAGUACAAUUACGAAGGUGGAAGAACUAAAUUUUGGAUUCCUACUAUUACAAAUAAAUGUGGGACCGAUGAUCACUGGAAGUGGAGACGAAUACCAAACGGUUAUCGAGACCAGUCUGUGCAGCCAAUUCGUUUGAAGAACCUCAUCAAACGAUUACAAGAAGAGUCAAUUCAUCACAACAUAAUAAAGAAGCAAGAACAAUUGGGUAUAAUUGAAAAAGUGGAUCUGCCUCAUCAUGGUGUAUUAACUCCUAAUAAGUCAACUACAAAAAUCCCAAUUGUUUAUGACACUUCAGCACAUCUUAGAGAUUCUAAAAGCUUAAAUGAAGUCUUGUACAGAGGACCUAUUUUGCUACCGGAUCUAGUGGAUGUAUUACUGCGUUUUAGAAUGAUGGAAACAGUAAUACUGCUCGAUAUCGAAAAAGCAUUUUUACAAUAG
This is a messenger RNA of Brugia malayi, 486 nucleotides long. RefSeq lists its product as uncharacterized. The record is from RefSeq and is a predicted model, not a curated record. The transcript is spliced from 3 exons. The coding region runs from base 1 to 486 and encodes 161 amino acids. NCBI's taxonomy places the organism in Eukaryota, Metazoa, Nematoda, Chromadorea, Rhabditida, Onchocercidae.